UAUUUUGCUACAACUUCCACUACCCUAUAUAAACGAAGCUCCGUCCUCUGGAGUUUCCACAAGCUGAACAACUGUAUUGGCAAGACUACAGCAACACCGGAAGGCAGAGGAAUUCAACCAAUUCAAGGUGUUGAUUGCCACAUCCCAUUGGAUCGCUUGUAGCUCCCCGAUCUGGAUCUGGAUAACUAGCUACAGUAGUACGACUCUGGAUGGCUGCUAUAUAUCUCCCUCAUUUGAUCUGCAUCGGCUGCUCACUCCUCAUCACGCAUCUCUCCACUUGAUUCAAGUACCAGCUGAAAACGCGAGCCAAGCCUGCACCUACUUCCCAGAGAGCAAGGGAGGGAGAUCUAUCUAGUUUUUGCUCUGAAAUAAGGGUGAACCCAAGAUCCGUCUCUGAUCUCUCCAGUCGAUUCAAGUACCAGCUCAAGUGUGAGCUAACCCUGCAACAAAUGGCGGGGGUUCUGGAUGCUUUGGCAUCUUACGUGACCAGCAUGCUUGCCGAGAUGGCCAAAGAGGAGGUGGCCAUGCUAAUCGGCGUAACCGAUGGGAUCAAAGACCUAAGCAUCAAGCUUGGGGACCUCAAGAAUUUCCUUGCUGAUGCUGAUAGGAGGAACAUUACCGAUGAUAGUGUGCGGGGGUGGGUGGGCGAACUGAAGCGUGCCAUGUACUUGGCCACUGACAUCGUCGACCUAUGUCAGCUCAAGGCCAUGGAGCAAGGUCAAACAAAGGACAGGGGGUGCCUUAACCCUUUGCUCUUUUGCAUGCGGAAUCCACUCCACGCCCACGACAUCGGCACCCGCAUCAAGCUGCUCAACCAAAAUUUGGAUGAUAUUUGCAAGAGGGGCAGCAGUUUCAAUUUCAUCAAGCUAGAAGCCUACCAAGACCAAAAGACCACUCGGUCUCCCGCCACUGACCGGAAAACAAAUGCACUGAUUGAGCGGUCCGGUGUGGUUGGAGAGAAGAUCGAGGAGGACACGAGGGCACUUGUGGAGGUGCUUACAAGGGAGGCGGUAGGUGACAAGAGUGGUCGCCUCAUUGUGGUCGCCAUUGUUGGUAUCGGAGGGAUUGGUAAGACUACCCUCGGCAAGAAGGUCUUCAAUGAUGAGGCCAUCGAAGGCAAGUUUACUAAGAAGAUAUGGCUUAGCAUCACACAAGAUUUCACCGAUGUUGAGUUGUUAAGUACGACCAUCACUGCCAUUGGGGCAGAUCUUCCUGGAGGGGGUGGGGCUCCAGACAAGGCCCUACUUGUCGAUGCUCUCAAGAACGCCAUCAAGGACAAGAAGUUCUUUCUUGUACUAGAUGACCUGUGGGAUGUCGAUGCAUGGAACAAACAUCUAAUGACUCCCUUUAGCUAUGGUGGCCCCGGUAGUAGAGUCCUCAUCACCACCAGACAUGACACUGUAGCCCGAAGCAUGAAAGCCUUUCAUCCCUACCAUCAUGUUGACAAAUUAGCUCCAGAAGAUGCUUGGUCGUUGCUCAAGAAGCAGGUACUCACAGGAGAGGAAAAUGAACCAGAAGUUGAUAUGCUAGAAGAUAUUGGCCUGCAGAUUAUAGCAAAAUGUGAUGGCUUACCACUUGCUGUAAAAGUUAUGGGUGGACUCCUAUGCAAGAAGGAGAAAACACGACGUGAUUGGCAAGACGUCUUGAAUGAUGAUAUGUGGUCAGUAUCUCAAAUGUCAAAGGAACUAAAUUAUGCCAUAUAUCUUAGCUAUCAGGAUUUGUCCCCUUACUUAAAACAGUGCUUCUUGCACUUCUCCCUCAAACCAAAAAAGACAGUGAUAAAUGAUACUGAAAUUGUGUCCAUGUGGGUUGGUGAAGGAUUGGUUGAAGGAGACACAUAUAGUCGUAGUUUGGAAGAAGGGAAUAAGUACUAUAAGGAGCUAAUAGUAAGGAACCUUAUAGAGGUAGAUACAGAUUACCCUAGUCAACUUAUUAGCAACAUGCAUGAUGUCAUUCGCUCAUUUGCUCAAUUCGUAGCUAGGGAUGAAGCACUGUUAGUUCAUAGUGGAGAGACCAUUAAAAAAAAACUUGGAGCUCAAAGUUUUCUUAGGUUGUCUAUAGAAACCAAAGGAGUAGAAUGCGAUGAAUUUGAGUGGAGGUAUUUAAGAGAGCAGAAAUCUCUUAGGACACUGAUAGUAACUGGAAACCUCAAACUUCAGUCUGGUGAUUCAUUGGUUACCUUUUCUAGUCUACGGACUCUACAUAUUGAAUCUGCAAAUAUUGCUGCACUGGUUGAAUGCAUGUACCAACUCAAGCACUUGAGAUAUUUGUCAUUAAAGAGGACUGAUAUUUGUAGACUACCAGAGAACAUCCAUGAGAUGAAAUUCCUACAGCAUAUUGACCUUGAAUAUUGUGAAAGUUUCAUGAAACUUCCUGAUAGCAUUAUCAAGCUGCAAGGCUUGAGAUAUCUUGACAUGGAUGACACACGUGUAAGUAGUAUUCCUAGGGGUUUCAGAGCUCUUACAAAUUUGAGUGCACUCUUUGGGUUUCCAGCCUAUACUGAUGGUGACUGGUGUAGUUUGGAAGAGUUGGGGUCUCUUUCCCAGCUCAAUAAACUUUCUCUAGAGAGCCUAGAAAAUGUAUCUAGUACCUUGUUGGCUGCAAAGGCAAGGGUAGAUGCAAAGAAACAACUCACCUCUCUUGGUUUGAAAUGUGGUGGUAGAGUGGGAGAUGGGUUGGUCCAAGGAGAAGUCUCUGAGUCUAAGGAGGAGGAGCAAAUAAUUGAGGCGGUGUUUGAUGUGCUCUGUCCUCAGCCUUGCAUAGAACACAUCAGCAUAGAAAGAUAUUUUGGUCGUCGGCUGCCAAGAUGGAUGGCGUCCACAGCUAUGGUGCCCCUUGAGAGCUUGAAGAUUGUAGCCCUCGAACACCUGCCCUGCUGCACCCAACUCCCAGAUGGCUUGUGCAGGCUCCCGUAUUUGGAGUGGAUAAAAGUGGACGGGGCUCCAGUAAUCAAGUGUAUUGGUCCUGAAUUCGUUCAACAGUACAAUCAGCUGCACCGUCCUUCAUCUCAGUUGGCUGCUACGUUUCCCAAACUCCAGAAGUUGAGUUUUUUCUCAAUGGAGGAAUGGGAGGAGUGGGUUUGGGAGACAGAAGUGAAAUCUAUGCCCUUAUUAGAGGACCUUCGUAUCACUUCUUGCAGACUGGGUCGUAUGCCUCCAGGACUUAUGUCUCAUGCGAUGGCGUUGAAGAAGCUAAGAAUAUGGAACGUCCAAUGUCUCCACUCUCUAGAGAACUUUGUUUCUGUAGUUGAGCUCGACCUGUAUGACAUACCUGAAUUGGCCAUGAUCUCCAAUCUUCCAAAAUUACAAAAGCUUACAAUCGAGUAUUGCCCAAAGCUCGAGAUGCUGCAGGAGAUGGCUGCAGUCCGGAGACUCGAGCUGAGAGUUUUCCGCUGGGAAAAUCAACUUCCAGUCUACCUGCAAACUGUGAAGCCUAGUCAUUUGCUGCUGACCUGCAACCUAGCGGUACUCACUUCCAUGGCUGAGGGUGAAUCUAGCUCCGAGUGGGACAAGUUCAGUCAUAUCAAGCACGUCGAGGCUUAUGCAGAGGAUGGAGGAGAUGAGAAGAAAUGGCACAUCUUCUACACAUCUGAGUCCUCCAACAUGGAGACAAAUAUUCAUCAGGAUCGAUUGGUCGAAGAAGAGGAGUAGGCUGAAACUCCAGCCGAACGAGGAAGGACCAUAUGAUGCAAUGAUAUAUAUAUAUAUAAGUAGGGAUAUGGGGAAAGCAUCAUACACUUACCUGCAGAGAUUCAGACACCACACUAAUUUCUUGAGAAGUGUGACAUAUACACUUAUGAAUUUAGAGAUGUAAAGUUCGUGGCGGACUAUCUAGCUGGUGAAGAAACAUGGUGACCUUGGCAAGGCUCUCCUUUGUUUAGUGCAAGCAACUAAUGGAGUUUAGACUACUCUGCUUUGCUCUGUUCUCUGAAAGCAGCUCAGGUUGCAGGUCCUCUGAAGCAGCUGCGUUUUUCUUUUUCUUUUUUCGCGGGUGUCUUUCAUUCGUUCUCUGGAAAACUAUGUUUAUUUCUGAUAGACCAGUCAAUAGUCUACUGGUAUUUCAGCUUUUAAUUUCUACUGCAACAACACAAAUGACUGUCAGAAAGUGGAGUUUAUUCAAGCUUCCGGCUGCUGAUUUGUAACUGUAUGUCAUAGGAAUUCAGAAUCAGAGUGAUGUAUACUGGGACCAAACAAAUGUUGGUGAGAUCCUGGUCCACGAAGGUCACGACGAUGACCUGCUGACUGGAUGUUCUAGCUAUCUUUAGUUUCUUCAAUUAGUGAAAUCAAAUUAAGUUCAGCUUU
Molecule: messenger RNA, 4301 nt
Organism: Triticum aestivum (bread wheat)
Lineage: Eukaryota; Viridiplantae; Streptophyta; Magnoliopsida; Poales; Poaceae
Product: disease resistance RPP13-like protein 4
Exons: 7
Coding region: 450-3650 (1066 amino acids)
Molecular function (GO): ADP binding
Source: RefSeq, a predicted model, not a curated record